Moesziomyces antarcticus is the source of this 996-nucleotide messenger RNA. RefSeq names its product mitochondrial carrier. Lineage: Eukaryota; Fungi; Basidiomycota; Ustilaginomycetes; Ustilaginales; Ustilaginaceae. Gene Ontology annotation, cellular component: peroxisomal membrane. Gene Ontology annotation, molecular function: FMN transmembrane transporter activity; coenzyme A transmembrane transporter activity; NAD transmembrane transporter activity. The transcript is spliced from 3 exons. The coding region runs from base 1 to 996 and encodes 331 amino acids. The record is from RefSeq and is a predicted model, not a curated record.
AUGUCCGACGACUCUUUCAUCCAUGCUUGCGCCGGUGGUGUUGGUGGCAUGGUCGCCAUGACCGCCACCUACCCGCUCGUCGGCAUCUCGACGCGUGCGGCCGUCGAGUCUUCCAAGAACCCCGAGGAGCCCAUGGUCAAGGCGGCCCUCAAGAUCCUCCAGCAGGAGGGCGUCUCCGGCCUGUAUGCGGGCCUCAGCUCCAGUCUCAUCGGCAUCGGUGUCACCAACUUCGUCUACUACUUUUUCUUCGAAAAGUGCCGAGAGAGCAUCCUCAAGUCCAAGGCCAAGGUCGCCGCGGCUGCCGCUACGUCUGCCACGGCUACAAUCGUCAACGGCGGUGCCCUGACCACCUUUGAGUCCAUCCUUGCUGGUCUCAUUGCAGGCACCGCCACCACCGUGUCGACGAACCCGAUCUGGAUCGUCAACACGCGCCAGACGGUUCGUGUCGGCUCGGCGGAUCCCAGGGCGGACCCCAAGGCGGCGGCGGCGGCGGUGAAGCGUCUGGGCUUCCUGCAGACCAUGCAGAAGAUCGUGCGCGAGGAGGGCCCGCUGGCGCUCUGGAAGGGUCUCGGCCCGGCGUUGGUGCUCGUCAUCAACCCCGUGCUCCAGUACACCGCCUUUGAGCAGCUCAAGAACUGGGUGGUCAAGUCGCGCCUCGCGCGCGCCAACGGCGGCAAGGUCUCGCUGUCCGACUGGGACUUUUUCUGGCUCGGCGCCCUCUCCAAGCUCUUUGCCACCGGUCUCACCUACCCGCAGAUCGUGAUCAAGAGCAGGCAGCACGCCGGCGCCAGCAAGGGCGCAAGCACCAACAUCUGGACCGCCAUGACCGAGAUCGUCCAGCGCGAGGGCAUCGCCGGCCUCUACCGAGGCAUCGCAUCCAAGCUCCUCCAGUCCGUCCUCACCGCCGCCAUUCUCUUUGCCAGCAAGGAGCGCGUGUUCAACAUCACCAAGGCCCUCAUUGCGCCUGUCGCCGCGGCCGCCCCGGUCAAGAACUAG